This is a messenger RNA of Bombyx mandarina (wild silkworm), 1894 nucleotides long. RefSeq names its product fatty-acid amide hydrolase 2-B. Lineage: Eukaryota; Metazoa; Arthropoda; Insecta; Lepidoptera; Bombycidae. The record is from RefSeq and is a predicted model, not a curated record.
CGUAAAAUGAUUUAAAAUCGUUUGAAAAGAAAAAUAUUCUUGUGAUUUAUGCUAACAAGAAUCUGCUGUAUUGUGCACGAGGGCCAUCAUAACUGAUCGUCGCCUACUUUCUGUCGGCGGUUUCGAUUUGUGUUGUUGGUUCACGCUGGCCGUUGCGCGCUCUACAAUGAACUAAGUACAGCAAGCGCGUUUGCAGAGUACGCACGCAAGUACCAUCGUUGCGCUAAAUAUUAAUUCUUAAAUCGCACCGUUUCCUAACACGUCAACUUGAGUCUAAAAGACAGCAACCAUGAACGCGUUCAUGAGGAGGUUUCUCAGAUUUCUCGUAUCGUUGCUGGCCAUCAUAGUGGUGCCGGUUUCAUAUUUUUCAAGCUUCAAACGAAAACGGAAAUGUCCCCCGCCAACAAAUCCCAUCCUCUUCAAAUCAGCAACUAAGCUAGCAGAUAUGAUAAGAAAGAAACAGAUAACAUCGGAAGAGGUUGUGUCUGCGUUUAUAGAACGGUGUAAAGAAGUUAAUCCUUACGUAAACGCUGUAAUCGAACCACGGUAUGAAGUAGCGCUAAGAGAAGCAAGAGGAAUAGACAAAAUGAUAAAGUCAACAGAUCGCACACCAGAAGAAUUAGAACAGGAAUAUCCACUAUUGGGAAUUCCGCUUACUAUCAAAGAAAGUAUAGCGGUUGAGGGCAUGAGCAAUGAUUGCGGAACGGUAUACACAAAUAGAAAUCCAGCCAAGAAAGACGCGGCUAUUGUCAGGCAAGCCAGAGCGGCUGGUGCAAUUCCCAUAGCUGUAACCAGCACACCUCAGUUGUGCAUGAACUGGGAAACAUACAAUAAUGUUAUAGGAGUAACGAUGAACCCUUACGAUCCGAAACGUACAACUGGAGGCUCUUCGGGGGGCGAGUCGGCCUUGAUUUCUUCAGCAGCAUCGCUAAUAGGACUCGGAUCGGAUAUGGCUGGGUCCCUUAGAUUGCCUCCUAUGUUCACUGGAAUCUAUGGACACAAACCAUCACCUAGAUUACUUUCGAUUGAAGGACACAUACCAGACUGCUUGGAUCCUGAUUUUGAAGAAUAUUUCACUCUUGGUCCUUUAACACGCUACGCCGAAGAUUUAGCACUUAUGUUAAAAGUUUUAAAGAAACCUGGAAGCCCUGACAUACCUUUCGAUAAACCGGUUGACGUAUCAACAUUGAAAUUCUAUUACAUGGAAGGUGAUGGCAGCAACGUUUCCGAUUCCAUUGGUCGUGACGUCAAGAUGGCUAUGCACAAAACGCGGGAGUACCUCAAACAAACCUAUAAUAUUGAAGCGAAACCGUUAAACAUAAAAAAUAUCGAACACAUGUGGGAGAUAAGCGUCAGAGUAUUAAUGAAUAUAAGCCACGUUCGCAACAUCUACACUGAUCCGAACAAUCCUAAGCAAUGGGUAUCGAUCUGGCCUGAAAUCAUCAAGAAAAUGUUUGGUUUAUCGAACAACAACUUUUUUUCUGUUUGCUAUGGUCCUUUGAAGAAAUUCUUUGAUGCCCUACCGAGAAGCUACUACAAGAACCUUCUAACUAAAUUCGAAGACAUUAAAACUGAAUUUGAGACAAUUUUAUCUGACGAUGCAGUUUUGUUGUUUCCGACUUUUCCACAUCCCGCCCACUUGCACUACCGAGUGUACUAUAAAUUUUUGAACUGUGGAUAUUUAACAAUGUUCAAUGCAUUAGGGCUGCCAGUUACGGCCUGUCCGAUUGAAAUGUCGAAAAAAGGCCUCCCUGUCGGCAUCCAAAUUGCGGCAAACAGAUACAAAGAUCAUUUAACUGUGGCGGUCGCUAAAGAAUUUGAGAAAGCAUUCGGUGGUUGGGCAGCUCCUAACAAAGAUUCGGUUACAGUAUAGAGUAAAACGUAAUAUAAUUUU